UAUCACCACGAGGGUGGGAUUUCCUUAAAUCGUUCACUUUCCGGCCUCUCCUCCAUUGAAGGGCACCAGUUUGCUUGGAUCAGCAGAUUACACACAGAAAUCAUGGGUGGACACGACGCUGGAACUCAACACCAGUUCACUGGCAUCGCCAAGUACUUCAAUUCAUACACAAUCACAGGCAGGAGGAAUUGUGUGUUGGCCACAUACGCCAGCAUUGCUGCCAUUAUCCUCUUCUUCAAAUUGAAGCCCAAGAAGCAAAAGGCUGUGACAUCAAGUUAAUUUAUAGUAAGAUGUUUUGUGAAUGCAGAAUGAACGGAGGGCAAGCUGGAUGUCCUUGUUUUGACCAUAACUUCAGUUCAACUAUGUAAAGAAUAAAAAAAAAAAAAUCACUUGUACCCAACAAA
Molecule: messenger RNA, 404 nt
Organism: Rhinichthys klamathensis goyatoka
Lineage: Eukaryota; Metazoa; Chordata; Actinopteri; Cypriniformes; Leuciscidae
Gene: atp5mk
Product: ATP synthase membrane subunit k
Exons: 4
Coding region: 103-279 (58 amino acids)
Source: RefSeq, a predicted model, not a curated record